Molecule: messenger RNA, 1607 nt
Organism: Abrus precatorius (Indian licorice)
Lineage: Eukaryota; Viridiplantae; Streptophyta; Magnoliopsida; Fabales; Fabaceae
Product: protein root UVB sensitive 4
Exons: 10
Coding region: 8-1558 (516 amino acids)
Source: RefSeq, a predicted model, not a curated record
UAGUCUCAUGCCAUUCUCUCUUCGCACAGCCACCAACCAUCCCCACCCUACAUCAUGGAACCUUCUAGAACUCAAGGAAUCAACAAAACCCAUUAAUCAAAAACCGAUUUUGAGGAGAGUGGUGACCUUCUCUUCUCUCAGAACCUCCCUUGACUGUGUUCCCGAUGGAGGGGUCGACAAAAGUUCAAGACCCACUUCGCCAAUUCGGCUUCCCUUCGUGGUUAAGAGUUCCACAAAGGUUUCUAGAUUCUUCUGGAACGGGAACUGCUUGCAGAUUGUGAGUGUUGAUGGUGCUGCUGCGUCUUCUGAGGUGGGUUUAGAUGAUAGGUUGUUGAGGCUGUGUGGUUCUUUUGUGAGGGACUUCUUCAUUCCAAGACAGGUCACGGGAAACUACGUCGACUAUGUGAAAUGGAAGCUUUUGCACCGUGUUUUCAGUUCAGCUCUUCAAGUUCUUGCCACUCAGGCAAUGUUUAUGGCCAUAGGAAUUGGAUACUCCAGUUCCCUUCCGUCAGCUGCUGCCCUUAAUUGGGUCUUGAAAGAUGGUCUUGGACGACUAAGCAGAUGCAUUUACACUGCUAGCCUAGCAUCUGCUUUUGAUACGAAUUUAAAGAGGGUCAGGUUCACUACAUCUGUUCUUUUUGUUGCAAGUAUUGGACUUGAGUUACUUACUCCUGCAUUUCCUCGAUGCUUUUUGCUUCUUGCAACUAUUGCCAAUAUUUCUAAACAAAUAAGCCUGGCUUGUUACUUAGCAACUCGGUCAGCUGUUCAUCAAAGUUUUGCAAUAGGAGACAACCUUGGUGAAAUUUCUGCUAAGGCACAGAUUCAAACAGUGUGCUUUGACAUCCUUGGUCUGAUGCUUGCUGCACUUGUUAAUCUGUGGAUGGAGAACCAUCAAAGACAACAAGCAGGUGUCCAUUACUUUAUUUAUCCCUUUUUUGCUGCUAUGGACCUUCUUGGGAUUUAUCAAGGACUCCAUCAUGUCCAUCUGCAAACCUUGACUAAGGAUAGGCUUGAAAUUAUUCUGAACACUUGGAUUGAGGGGGGAUAUGUGCCCUCCCCUGCAGAGGUGAGUGAGAAAGAAGGAAUUAACUUUCUGGGAGCUAAAGGUAAAAACUUGUGGCCUAUUAGAAUAGGGUGCUUAAAUCCCAAGGACCAAAUACCCAAGUGGUCAAUGAAGACAAUACAAUGUAUAACCAAUGAGGAUUAUUACUUUGUAUGCAUGGAAAUCUAUAAAGGAUUAAAAAGAACCGUGCAGCCUCGCAUCCUUCUUUCCAUACGUGAAGGAGCUGAACCAGUCCAUAUAAUCAUGGGAUUGUUGCAGGCUUGUUACAUCAGAAGGAAACUUGUGAAAAGUAGUAUAUGGGAGAUUGGUGUCAUGGAAAGCAACGCAUCAGACUCAACAGCGGAGGAUUGGUCUGUCAUUGUUGAGGAUUGCAAGAGGUAUGCGGAAAGGGAUCUGUCUAAUUUGAUUGAACAAUUGCUGGGAAUGGGUUGGGUGGUGAAGAGCAUUUUAUUGUCAACACAAGAGCAAACUCGAUACAGUUUUGUGUGUGAUUAAAGAUUCUUAUCAAAUUUUGAUUGGCUCCUUAAUUCAAUGGGAGUGUUUG